AAAUGUUAGGAGCUCAUUUGUAGAAAGAAAAUGGUUUUUGGGUAAUUAGUAGGAACUCUUAAAAAAAUGCUCUUUUAUAUACGAAGAAGACAUCAAUGAGAUAAUUUUCUCCAAAAAAGAAAAAAAAAAGAAAAAAGAAGAAGAAGAAGAAGAAGAGUAUGGAAAUCCGUAUGGCAAGACAGUUUAAACUGGAUUAGUUGACUCCCCCAAAAGGCAUAUUUUGGGAACAAGAGAAACAAGGUGGCGCGGCAGCGCAGCGCAGGGGAGGAGGAGGAUGUGGAAUCUGACGGUGGUUCUGUGCGUGAUAUGGGCGGCGACCCUUCUCUACGGCGAGAUGUUCGCGUUCUGGGUCCCCUCUUUCUUGACCUGUUCUUGGCCUCAUCAUCUACGUCAUCGAUCCCCUUCUUCUUCGAUAAGUGGAGCAGAAUUUUCAAGUGAGUACGUGAAAGUUGCUGUUCUUACUGAUCCACAGGUCAUGGACCGAACCUCCCUUCGCCUUGCUCCAAAAUCACUGGCUUUGGAAUCUGUUCAAUUCUACACGGACUUGUUCAUGCGCAGAGCCAUCUUAGCAUCCGUGUUGCCUUUCCAACCUGAUGUGAUUUUGUUUUUGGGUGAUUAUUUGGAUGGGGGACCUAUAUUAUCUGACAAAGAAUGGCAGGAAUCUUUGAGCCGUUUUAAGCAUAUUUUCAACCUGAAUAUGCUUGAAAGAAGUGCAAAAACCCAAGUAUAUUACCUUCCUGGAAAUCAUGACAUUGGCUAUGCAGCUAUUCACUCACGAAUGCCAGAGGUUAUUAAACGCUAUGAGAAAGAAUUUGGUUCAAGGAACUACCAAUUUACCGUUGGAAAAGUGGAUUUCAUUGCUAUUGAUGCUCAAACUUUGGAUGGGCCUUCACAAGGACACUUGACUGCUGCAACCUGGGAUUUUGUAAAAAAUAUCUCAAAGGAUGUUAGUUUGACUCCGAGGGUUCUACUGACUCAUAUCCCAUUAUAUCGACCGGAUUGGACUUCCUGUGGCCCACACCGCUCUUCUCCAGUUAUCAAUCAGAGGGUUUCCAGGGAUGCUGAGACUGAAGAAAUACUGUACCAAAAUUAUGUCACCAAAAAAUCGUCAAAGUCCUUGUUGGAAAUGGUCAAACCUGUACUCAUCUUGUCUGGUCAUGAUCAUGAUCAAUGUACAGUGAGCCACUUAUCGAAGUAUGGGCAAGUGGCAGAGCAUACCUUAGGGACCAUAAGCUGGCAGCAGGGUAACCUGUAUCCAUCAUUCAUGCUAUUAUCUGUCAGUAACCAAGCAUUGGACGAUCUAUCCAGCAAAGAAGAUGCAAUAUUAACUCAUUUGUGCUUUCUUCCUAUGCAAACACACAUCUACAUAUGGUAUAUUUGUCAAUUUGUUCUGACCCUUCUUGUCCUACUCCUUUGGCCAACAAACGGCAUAGACUUCUCACGUCAUUUUCGUGGUUUCAUGGGGUAUAUCAGAAGCCUUAGCUGCAGCAUUUUUGGAGAUGUUACGAAAGAGAAAAAUGACGAUGAGAAUUGUGAGUAUGAGAUGAUUUGGGAUGCAGAAGGAUCUAUGCAUCUUAUAAAGAAAACUUCGAAGGCCCCUACUAAAUUAUCAAGUGACAAGGGCGUGGUGGAGAGCAGGGGAAAUGCUGUGAUUCGGCCAGCAGCUAAAAAACACAUCUCACCGGAAAUGGAUGUCUCCGUGUCUGUGGAUAUGAAUGUACCACUUAUUCGAACAAACAAGUCAAAGACAAAAAUGGUCAUCCGGAGAUUGGUACGAAUAGUUCGGACACUUAUAGUCGUGGCUGCAGUUAAUGUCCCUCUGUAUAUGAUGUUGCUCUUCAAGGAUUGGAUUGACAAAUGAAGUCAGAACUCAGCGUCUAAUCGGUUAUGCUUUUGUGCAAGUAGCUGCUCUUAGAUGGAUAGGAUAUCAGGCCAAUUUGAAGAAUCAAUGCCCGUUUGUUCUUUCUUCCUCACUCCCUAUAGGUUUUUUUAUCUGACUCACUCCCCAAAGUUAAUUAAGGCUAAUUAGAAGCUCCGUUGGAGUUGUUCAGUAUGUGUUCUGAACAGUUUUAAGUCGUUUCGAUGGGUGUUAUAAGCUCAAGGUGAAGACAUUUGAACCCGUAUGUAGAAUAAAUUUCUCAAAGGUGUACAAGCUGACAUUGCCCUGUCUAGUGCACAAUAUAUGAGGUUUCAUGAUACAAACCGAGGUCCUAAAAUUCUCUGAAGGACUUUUAUUGUUUGUAUUUUGAGAUCUAAGUCAUUGGGUUUCGUUACAAUGUGGAUUUGAAUUCUCUGCUUUGGAGUAGGCUAAGUCAAAGAAAAAGUUGGUUAUACACAUAGUUGUACGUAUCA
This is a messenger RNA of Rhododendron vialii, 2352 nucleotides long. RefSeq lists its product as uncharacterized. The record is from RefSeq and is a predicted model, not a curated record. The coding region runs from base 275 to 1861 and encodes 528 amino acids. Gene Ontology annotation, molecular function: hydrolase activity. Gene Ontology annotation, biological process: GPI anchor biosynthetic process. Lineage: Eukaryota; Viridiplantae; Streptophyta; Magnoliopsida; Ericales; Ericaceae. The transcript has 13 exons. Gene Ontology annotation, cellular component: endoplasmic reticulum.